Molecule: messenger RNA, 564 nt
Organism: Podospora anserina S mat+
Lineage: Eukaryota; Fungi; Ascomycota; Sordariomycetes; Sordariales; Podosporaceae
Exons: 1
Coding region: 1-564 (187 amino acids)
Source: RefSeq, a predicted model, not a curated record
AUGCGUCUCCGCCAGCGCAACAUGGAGACCGUUCAGUACCUCGAGUCUCAGGCUGAGGAGAUUACCCCUGGUGUUCGGGUCCAUAACGGCGCAACAGUCGACGAGCUGAACGCCGUCAUUGUCCGGUUGAAGAAGCCUCUCGACAACGCCCUGGCGUCUGCUCGCGCUGCGGAGGCGCUUUUUGACGAAACUUCUCGCAUGGUCGAGGGAGGGAUGGCCAUGCAUGAGCAGAUGAACAAGAACCAGCACGAAGCCAAUGCCGCUGCGGAUGAAGGGCACAACGAGCAUGACGCUCCACAGCAGCGGCGGGAAGUUCAGCCACGCAGCACAGGGGUAUAUACCCGCAAGAAUGAGCUCCUAGUUCUCCUUGAGGGUAUGCACAUUCCCGGCAGAAUCCAGGGUUUAAUUGAUGCUUUGGGCCCUGAGCCCCCUGCUUGCUCAGAGAUCAGCUUUGAGGGCAUGGGCGAUGUGGAGGCGGCGAGGAAACAGGCUUAUUCCGAGAGGAAGAGCUACACGGAUAAAAUCUUACACAUCAAAAAAAGAGAUGGGCAUUCCCUGUGGUAG